CUAUACGAUAGAUUUGAUUCUCUCGCAUGAGGAAAAGAACUCUUCAGAUACUGAAAACGAUAGUGAAGUAAAUCUCUUUGCUACAGAAGCAUUUGGUAAGAUCUUUGAAGGCUUAGCAGAUUGUUUGACUUCUCCCAGAAAGACAUCAGAGGAUCUGGAAUUAUGUCGGAAUGUAAUAAUGAUCUUGGCCUUAGCAGCUUCUUCAGGAAACUCUGGCUAUGAACUGCUCUCAAAUCACAAACUACCUCAAGAUACCAACUUUUUAAUGGUGAUACUUCAUCUUUUAGUUGCAGAAAUAGACUCGGAAUCAACAGAGUUUCGUCCAAAAGCGGAAAUCUUGAAAGCGAGGACAUUAUUGAUGAGAGAGAUACUGAUAUUACUAAACAGACUUGUCUCUGGCUUGUCAAGCUCUGCUACUAUUCUAAAAGAACUAACAAAGAGCAGAGACAUGGCGAGUCUAACAGUUGAUGCAGCCACAAGAUUAUCCCGUAAAAGAAACUUACUAGGACAACCUGAAAACAGUGUUCAGAGAAUGAGGAAUACAGAAAUCAUGGAUUUAGCCCGCAUUUUCAAGAGACGGGUUUUCGCCUUCUUAGGCGACAAUACUAUAUAAAUACAAACAUUAUCGGGGUUGUUGAGUUCAUUGAGUUCUCUUUUUUGAGCAUAGAGAACUGCUAAUUUUGAUUGAAGGAGCAUAGUAGAUUUGAAAUUGUCUUCAGAUUAACACGCUAAUAUUAUUAGAUUUUUGAGUAAAUGAUACUUUUUUUCUUUCUUUA
This is a messenger RNA of Arabidopsis lyrata subsp. lyrata, 776 nucleotides long. RefSeq lists its product as uncharacterized. Bases 179 to 613 code for a protein of 144 amino acids. The record is from RefSeq and is a predicted model, not a curated record. NCBI's taxonomy places the organism in Eukaryota, Viridiplantae, Streptophyta, Magnoliopsida, Brassicales, Brassicaceae. The transcript is spliced from 3 exons. Gene Ontology annotation, biological process: DNA damage response.